UUCUGUUGGUGUAUUAAUUCUCUUCGAAACUUUAUCAAUAUAUUAUCCAUAAAAAACUCACUUUGCUUGGCAUGUUCGCAAUUGGCAUAUUUGAUGGAGAGUACAUAUCACCAAGUUACUUUAUGAUGUACGUAAGGAUAACCUUUACUAAAUUCUAUGAAGUGUUUUGUAUUUGAAUACUUGAGCGAGAAAAAGAGAACUAUAUCCCUCAAAUUUCUUAUGAUUCUGCAGUGCAGUCCUUGUGAUUCAGUAGGGGCUUACUAUAGUAUUGACACCGCAUCAAAAGAUAUCUAACCCCCAAGUUAACAUUUUGUGUCGAAGAUUCAUUUAUCACUUGUCAAAAGGAGUUAAAAAGACGCAAGGAUUGCCCUAUGUCAGCGAGUUGUAAUCAAGUUCAUUACAAGGAAUUUUUGGUUUGUUAUUUUGUUCGUUCCUUUCAUGCGAAGCACCAUUUAUCAUUUUUCGUUCAGAUGAUGAACAAAAAAUCGCACGGCGGAACACCAGGCUGCGACAAAAUAAUACCCCAAAGUCGACAGAGGGUCAAUCCCUUUAAAAGUAAACCCAGGGCACAAAGCAUCAGCAAUCUAUAGAAACAAGAAAACACAACAAAAAAGAGUGUAGUCACGUUCGUGAGCCAAAAUUGGUCUAAUUAAGUAUGCUAGUGAGGGUAUUUUUCUUCCCCUGUCUGUAUCUGACCAGUAUACCGCCCUGCAAUCACUGUGUCACCCGUUUGAAGGGCCGGGACCCCACGUUUUGAUGUACCAUUGUGAAGAUGCAUGACAAGAAUAUCACAAAAAAUGAACAAAAAGAACUGUAGACGGAAUAAUGCUAAAUCUAUUGAGAUAUGCUCGAACAAAUUGCCAAGGCUUGGUUACAGUGGUUCUGCAUCAUCGUUUUUCAGCAUUUUGUAAUAAAGCCUGUCGCCCUGUCACGCAAUGCAUUCAUUUUCACAUAACUUGAUGACAUCAGGGGCUAGGAAAGGAAACCCUCAACGUGGGAAACGACCUAGAAAACAGCUGAUAUUUCUGAAAAAUUAUGUCCAUACGAUGGACACGAAACACCACUAUUUGUGGUUUUGAGUCUAGUUUCGGACCUAGGGCCGUCCGUAAUUGUGGACUGUAGGAUAUCUGUGAAAUAUCAGUAUUGUACUGUGUGCCGGUAGCGAGCCUCAGGAUUCAAAAUGAAAAUGUUUUUAGUUUCAACGACGUCUCCUUUUCAUCAAAAGACACGCAACGCUCCGAAGGAAUACUGGGCAAAAUUCUUAGUUUGAACUGAAAAGUUUUCUUCAAACCGAUUCAAAUGUGGCUACAAUACCUCUUUCUGGCAUGUUUCUGUUGGUUUAAGGGAGUCCGCUGUGCAGGAGUCAAUAGCUUUGACGUGAGUUGUGGAACUGGUACGUCAAGUCAAUGGGGGAUCUCAUACUCCGGUGCGGAUGCGGCGCAAGUCUAUGCUGAUGGAAAAGCGGCAACAUGUAAUUUCACCGAAGAGUUUGACACCAGCACCGGAGUUACCAGAUACUAUUUUUCCAAUAUACACCAAAAUAAUGGAGUCGAUUGUGGAAGAAAAAAACACGGCAAUGCUGAGAUCUAUUCUGUGAACAUAGUGGUUCAGGAGUCCGCCAACACCAGAGUAGUAUCGGAUCAAGUUUACACCAUAACAUGUCCAUAUAUCGUCACAGGUCAGGGGUCAUCCAACAACCCCGCGACGAUAACUAUAGGGCAGUCGAGUACUAUACCUAAGGUGGAACCCGGCGCGGCCCUUGCAAGCGGCACCUUGGAUUUGACGGUGGUGGACGCUCAGAAUGCCACAGUGACGUCAGUGGUUUUGGGUCACCCAAUCCGACUGCUUGCUAUUUACAAAAACAACGCCCCAGCAGAACAGGGUCUCAUGGUAAUAGGUUGUGAAGCUCGAGAUGCACAGCCUUUUACGCUACAACAUUUCUUUUUAGUGGCCGGAUGCGGUCAGGGAGACGUUAUUAAGAGCAAUGAGGGAUUUACGACAGUUGGAUAUGAAUCUAUUUCCCCAUUUUUCAAGGCUUUUGCUUUCACGCAGAAAAACACCAUAUUAUUUGCCUGCGAUUUCGCACUGUGUCCAAUUGCUGGGCGCUGUGAUGGCUCCUCAUGUACGCCGGUGGGUCGUCGAAAGAGAUCACUUGUUAACAGCACGAUGGUGACCAGUCAACCAGUGCGGAUACUGUCGUCCGGUGAUUAUGCAAGCUCACAGUUCUGUCAGAACCAAUCAGAGAAAUCUUCAAUGUGUUUUCAAAGCAUUGGCUUCAUCAUCAGCAUGACCGUUCUGGGAUGCAUCAUUGUCAUCCUCUUCGUCAUCGUGACAGUGUUGACCAUUAGAUACUUCAGAAGUCGCCCAAACACUACCAAGAGCGUUAAAAAAUCCAGGGAUUCUAGAUCAAGGCCCAGAUCUGUCCAAAGAACGGUUUAAAUGGAACCUAAGUUUGUGGACUAUUAAUUCGUUAUAAUUUUGUGAUGUGAUGAUGUCAAGCGGUGGGACGUAGUUACGACAGUUUUGUACUGAGAACUGUUUUAAGAAACUUUUGUAUGACGGUGAAGAGAAAAGUUUUUAAGAUUAUUAUUAUUAUUAUUAUUAUUAUUAUUAUUAUUAUUAUUAUUGCGUUUUGGUCUUUUUGGUGGCAAAACACUAUGGUUUUGUAGAGUCUUAUGAUAAAUGAUAUUAGAUUCCCCUUCCUUUUUCAGACUGUAUUGCUUAUUUUCACCAUUGCUCGUAAUGUAUAUAAUAUAAUAUGAUUAAAGAUAUAAGGGGUGGAAAA
Molecule: messenger RNA, 2785 nt
Organism: Lingula anatina
Lineage: Eukaryota; Metazoa; Brachiopoda; Lingulata; Lingulida; Lingulidae
Source: RefSeq, a predicted model, not a curated record